AUGGAUCCCACGAUGGGCAAUCCCAUGGUCCCCAUGACGGCGCAAAUACCAGGACCAGUUGCCCAGCCGAUUCCCUUGCCGGUGUUGACGCGGGACAGCUACAAUUCGCAAUCAUUAGGGCGGUCUUUGAAUGCAAAUGUCAAGCAGGCGCGCGUGCUUAUGGUAGGCGCCGGCGGCAUCGGCUGCGAACUCCUCAAGAACCUCGUCCUUACCGGCUUCGGUGAAGUCCACGUCGUCGAUCUCGACACCAUCGAUCUCUCGAACCUCAACCGCCAGUUUCUCUUUCGUCACGAACAUAUCAAAAAGUCCAAAGCUCUAGUAGCUAAGGAGGCUGCGCAAAAGUUUAACCCCGCUGUCAAGAUUGUCGCCCAUCAUGCGAACAUCAAAGACGCGCAGUUCAACAUCGAGUGGUUUAGCAGUUUCCGGAUAGUCUUCAACGCUCUCGACAACCUCGAAGCCCGUCGCCAUGUCAACAAGAUGUGUCUUGCCGCCGACGUCCCCCUCAUCGAAAGUGGAACAACUGGCUUCAACGGCCAGGUACAAGUCAUCAAAAAGGGUGUCACAGCCUGCUACGAUUGCGCGCCCAAGGAGACGCCAAAGUCAUUCCCCGUAUGCACGAUUCGCAGUACACCGAGCCAGCCUAUUCACUGUAUAGUGUGGGGCAAGAGCUACCUACUCAACGAAAUCUUCGGAGCGAGCGAAGACGAGUCCGCUUUCGAUCAUACUGUUGAUGGCGAUAAUGCGCAGGAGAUUGAAGAGCUCAAACGCGAGUCGGCGGCGCUACGAAAGAUCAGGAAUUCCGUGGGUACAGAAGAGUUCGCGCAGAUGCUUUUUGAAAAGGUGUUCAAGACGGAUAUUGAGCGUCUGCGCUCAAUGGAGGACAUGUGGAAGACGCGCAAGCCGCCUGAGCCACUCAACUAUAAGGAACUUCUCGAGAAGGCCAAGUCGCUCGACAAGGAGAAGGUGCUCAAAGACGCGCAGAAAGUGUGGUCGCUGGAAGAGAAUCUCGUCGUCUUCAAUGACAGUCUCGAGCGACUUAGCAAGAGGGUUCUGGAGAGCAAGAGCGCCGGCGAAGAGUCCAUCAUCACCUUUGACAAAGACGAUGAGGAUACCCUGGACUUUGUCGCCGCGAGCGCCAACAUCCGCUCAGCGGUGUUCGGUAUUGACAGAAAGUCAAAGUUCGACAUUAAGCAGAUGGCCGGCAACAUUAUCCCUGCCAUUGCGACAACGAACGCCAUCGUCGCUGGUCUUUGCGUGCUGGAGGCAUUCAAGGUCUUAAAGGGCCACUACGAGCAGGCCAAGGAAGUUUUCCUUACGCCAUUUGCUAAUGCACGUAUGUUGGCGUCCGACAAGUCACGGGAGCCUAAUCCUGAUUGUCCGGUCUGCGGUGUCUACCAGACGAGGGCGUAUGUCGAUUUGGAGAAGGCGACGUUGAACGAUCUGGUAGAACACUUGAUCAAGACGAAUCUGGGGUAUGGCGAGAAGGAUUUCGCUAUUAGUAAUGAGGUCGGCAUUCUGUACGACCCUGAUGAGACGGAUAAUUUGGAGAAGAAGCUUUCGGAGCUGGGCAUCAAAUCCGACUCAUUCUUGACCAUCACCGACGAAGACGAUGAGGAGCCUUUCGUCAACGUCGUCAUUGCCAUCCAAGAAGCCAAGGAGCCUCUAGGUGACAAGCCAGUCAAGGGCAUUCUCGACCCAGAGGACGUCAAGAUUCCACUCAAGCCCAAGAAGCAGCCGCAGCCUGAGCCAGUGGCCACGCCGACAGCUGCCACCAACGGAGCCAGCACAUCCAACGGCCAGAACGGAGGAGUCAUCAACCUCGAUGGCGAUGAGCCAAUGACGACACCAGCCAAGACUCUCAAGCGUGGUCACCCCGAAGACGCAGAGGGUCCAUCGGUCAAGAAGAUCAAGGCCAACGACAAGGCGGCGGAUGACGAUAUCGUCUUUAUCGAGGAUAGUGCGGGAGCUAUCGUUAUUGAUGAUGACUGAUCGUCCAUCACCCCUUUGCCGUGUCUUGCGCGCGGUUCAUUAUUGCUAUCGUAGGCCGUAGUUAUGGUCGGUAUAUACUAUGAUUACCACAUGGCUUGCUAUUCUUGCUAUGCUAGCCACAGAUACCCACGGGAAGCGGUGUGUCGUUUCAGACAGCACUUAACCCCCCAUCAAGAUUCAGUACGCAGUUGUUUGCAUACGGGUUCUUGAUAAGGAAGAGGGCGGCGUCGGCGACUUCAUCUGUUGUUCCGAAGCGGCCUAGGGGAAUUUGUUGGAGGAUGG
Molecule: messenger RNA, 2271 nt
Organism: Neurospora tetrasperma FGSC 2508
Lineage: Eukaryota; Fungi; Ascomycota; Sordariomycetes; Sordariales; Sordariaceae
Exons: 4
Coding region: 1-1989 (662 amino acids)
Biological process (GO): protein sumoylation
Cellular component (GO): SUMO activating enzyme complex; cytoplasm
Molecular function (GO): SUMO activating enzyme activity
Source: RefSeq, a predicted model, not a curated record